AUGGCUAAGCCGUAUCCUCAAGUCGUUCUCCUGGGGGAUUCCCUGUUUGAGUUUGCAGCUCAUACUUUGAGCGGCUUCUCAUUCCAGUCGGCUCUUCAAACACGGCUUAUACGGCGAUUUGACGUGGUUAAUCGCGGCUUUGCGGGGUGGAACACGACAAAUGUUCUCAAGUACUUGCCCGAGAUUUUUGCUGAACCGUCUGCCUCAUCACCAAAAAUUGAGUAUUUGCUGAUUCUCUUGGGAGCAAACGACGCUGUUAAACCUGGAGCAGCUACAUCGCAGCAUGUUCCUAUUGAGACAUAUAAGGAGAACCUCAGCAAGAUUAUAAACCAUCCUCAUAUACAGGCUCACAACCCCAAAAUCCUACUGGUCACUCCUCCCCCAGUGGAUGAAAUUAAGCUGCAAGAGGUUGAUGUGGCUUACGGCCAUCCAGCAGCGAUUCGGUCCUCGGCCAUAUCUGCCUCAUAUUCGGAGAAGGCUCGGGAGGUCGCCCGCGAGAAUCCGGGAGUAGUUCUUAUUGAUCUCUGGCAAGCAAUCAUGGGCGAAGCUAUUUCCAUGUCGCCAGAGGACUAUCAGCCAGGAGGGCCUUGGCUUGGAUCGCCCGAGAAUGGGAAGCAAGGGGGGCUGGAUAAGCUUCUUCCGGAUGGACUUCACAUGGGCGGACAGGGAUAUAGGGUGUUUUUCGAUGAGAUCAAAGCGCAUAUUGGGCAAAAUAUCAAGCCGGAUGACAGGACGGACUAUAUAAUUCCGGAUUGGAGAGUUGUCACUCCCCCAAAGGUUGAUCUGCCAAAGGUAACGCCCAUUCCCCUCGAGUAA
Molecule: messenger RNA, 816 nt
Organism: Trichoderma gamsii
Lineage: Eukaryota; Fungi; Ascomycota; Sordariomycetes; Hypocreales; Hypocreaceae
Exons: 4
Coding region: 1-816 (271 amino acids)
Source: RefSeq, a predicted model, not a curated record